CUAUCAGAGUAGACUCCCCUGCAAGAGUGGCUCCAACUUCGAUUUCAAUAUGGAUAUCAGUGUCGAAAUCAUUGAAUUCAUACGACCGUAUGCAAACUCAAAAAAUAUUUUCAUUUCAGGCAUAUACUCUAAUGAACUAGAUGAAGCGGAGAUAAUGAGACAGCUGUAUCACAUAUUCUCACAGUAUGGACUUCUAUAUGAGGUCCAAGUGUUCAAAAUGAAAGAAUCGCAGCCAGCAAGAAAGGUUCUGCAGGAGGCUUGUUAUUAUGCAUUUGUGAAGUUCUAUUCCCAUUUUGCUGCCAAAAAGGCCAAGGCUUUCCUCAGUAAAAAUUUGAAAUUAGGAUCCCAAAUAUGCAAGGUGGAAUUUGCUAAUCGUACAAAAGAAACAGAGAUGCAACAAGUUCUUCCAGCUGUGAAAUGUCAAGAGUUGGCUAAUUACUACCUAGGCUUUAAUGGCUGGUCCUCAUCCAUCAAACGACUAGAAGAAGACCAACAGGUGCAUGAGGAUAGUUCAAGGACACGGUGCAAACGUUUUUUCUGCAUCAUUGAGCUGACUUUUCCCAAGCAGGGUCUGUCAACACAAGGUCUUGGAGCUUGGGAAGAAAUGUAUACUUUACAAGAUUCUUGCAGUAAAGCCCUCGCCAUACACAAGGCCCGGAAAUGCUGUAAGCUAAGAGCCAUAGAGCAUGCAUUCUCCAAAGUGCUGUUGAUCGUCCUUCACAAUGGAAAAGUUACUGUGGAAAUCAACACAAGCAAACCAGACAUGCUGACAGACAUGCAAGUAGAGAAGAUGGCAGAUGAGCAAGUUCUGAGGGUGACUGAACUCGAUGAUGAGCUAGAGAGUGAAGACAAUGAAGAUGCUGGGAAUCAGGAAAACAACAUACUUUUGGAUGAUGUUAAUCUACACAUACUUCAAGAAUUAGAGAAUUAAUGCAGUUAAUUGUUUAUUGGUGAUCAAUUAUUCAAACUUUGGAUGUGGACUUAUUUAUUAUCUUUUCGCUUAGUCAUUAGUAUUUAUUUCAGUCAUUGCUGAUUUCACUGCACUCCUCUGUCUUCUUAGUGAGCCAGAAGUUACCCAUGGUGUAAUUUUGGAUGAAUUUAUUGCCUGGCGCGAUGACAAUUACUUUCUUAGAACUUAAUAUAAGAACAAAGAGAUUUUCUUUGAUUUCCCUCGGAAGUCGGAAUUCUCCACCAUGUCCCGUGAGUGUCAUCAGUGACAAGGGGACAGAAAUUGUCUCUACUUUUAAAUACCGUCUUUUAUUACCACGCGAUGUUAUGAUGGUUUGGAAAGGUCCCACAAUUCAAUUUACCCACUAGCACCGGCGCUGAUUUACCUCAUGAAAAAAAAAAAAAAUCUGUCUUAACAGUAAGAAGUCGGUGUUGGUGCUCUUUGGGUCUCCAGACAUCACGAGGUGUGACUUUGUGUGCUGGACUCUCUACGUGUACAGUGUCAUGGAUUCAAGAAGUGUUGCUUCAGUGCGCAUAGAUGCUUUAAGUCUGUGACUGUUUGCCGCGGUUGCCAAUUUUUGUAGAAGCAUUAAUUAAGACUUUCGGCAAAACAGAAUAUAGAAUUUAUCUGCACCAGAAUAUACAAAAGAAAAGCAAUCAUUUUGUAGCAUGUGUGAGAAGAGAGAAAAAAAUGUGAAGUGCGUUUUUUCAGUAUUUUUUCACGUCAAAUGCUAAUCUGACCUAAGUUCAAUACCUUAAACAUGCACACUUUCCCACAGCCUUAAACACGUAGUCUUGUUCAUGCACACUUCACAAUGCGACGGCUCGACAGCAUUAAAUACCUCCACUAAUAACAGACUUUCAUUCUUCUCGGCCCCACGUGAGAGAGAAUGAAACGUCAUCGAGAUGGCUGCGGGAAGAGAGUGAGACCGGCUGCAUGUUUGCCUUUUUUCACUGCUUUGUUUGUCGCUACAGCUGACCUGCCUAUGUUUUGCAAUGUGUCGGUGUUGUAUACACAUGCAAACAUGACCUGCAACACCCUUUACAGCUGUAAGGUCACUAUGGAAUAGCGCUGUUGUGUUUGAGUAUUCACAUUUAGUCUGUUGUGUGAAGUCUUUACUCUUUAUGCACUUAAAGAAACGAUAAAGUGAACCUAUAGCGAAAAUACCUUUCAAAAAUGUAUUAUUGCUCUUACAUUCCUAUUUUGAAUAGGGAUAUGAUGGCUUUUAUGUGGCUCAAAUGGUAUUUACACAGAGGCUAAAUCAUGCAGAGACAAGUAUGUGCGUGAGAAAGAGAAAAGAAACCAAGAUAGUUAA
Molecule: messenger RNA, 2264 nt
Organism: Pomacea canaliculata
Lineage: Eukaryota; Metazoa; Mollusca; Gastropoda; Architaenioglossa; Ampullariidae
Product: RAD52 motif-containing protein 1-like
Exons: 5
Coding region: 50-931 (293 amino acids)
Cellular component (GO): nucleolus
Molecular function (GO): RNA binding
Source: RefSeq, a predicted model, not a curated record